AGACGUGAUGUUCCUCCGGCAAAAGGCUGCGGUCGUAUUUAAUAUGGCUGUCCGCUACGAAUGCGUUCAGUUCUCGUUCAACCACAACCGAUCCCGUACCCCAUGCAUAAAACAUUCUUCACUUGGCUACACGGACCGUGAUCCUCAUUCGCCUGCACCACGCACUAAACCUCCAAACAGCUAUUGUUGGACAGUGUUGGACAGUGAUCGCUCGCCGAUAUGAAGAUCUUGGUGUUUUUGAAUUUCUUCACGAUUUAUUCUACAAUUCUGGGUCAGGAAUUUUCGUACAACGGGCUUCUUGGUCCUGCGUACUGGGGCAACAAGUAUCAAACGUGCGUAGGAAAGCACCAAUCUCCGAUCAACAUCGUGGAGCAUUAUGUCGAGAAGGUCACACUUCCACCAUUGUGGUUUUCUGGUUUCAACAUACCUAGGAAAGCCAUGCUAACCAACAAUGGCCACACAGUACUCCUAAAGACAAUUGGAACUGACGUUCCUCUCAUAACCGGUGGACCUCUCAGAGACGACGUCUACGCGUUUGAACAGCUCCACUUUCACUGGGGAGAGAACGACAAAGAAGGUUCAGAAGAUAGGAUAAAUAACAGAUCAUUCGCUAUGGAACUUCAUGCCGUAUUUUACAAAUUAUCAUACGGAUCGUAUAAAGCGGCAACCAAUUUUCCAGACGGACUCACAGUAUUGGCGUAUUUCGUGACGGUUGACGAAACGUUUGAUCCGACCUACAGCCCUUUGGUCGAAACGUUGCCACUCAUCGAGGACAUUGGUUCAGAAGCUGUGCUAAGGGAUAAUCUCAUCCUCGAGUCUAUCCUGAAGACGAAUCAGCCUUCGAUGCAGAAUUAUUUCACGUACAAUGGUUCGUUGACGACACCACCUUGCUCCGAAGUGGUCACGUGGAUAGAUUUUAAAAAGCCGCACAUACUUUCCCACGAACAGAUUGAGGCUUUCCGUCGAAUUCGUAGCGCAGAAGGGGAAAGAGUGACACAUAACUUCCGGCCCGUACAACCUCUCGCCGACAGGAUAGUCUUUGAGAAUAUUCCUGAAACGAGCCACGACUACAGCCACGGGAUUCCUAACCAUCGCAAUCAUCAUCAUCCGCAACAGUUUGCGGGACAACUUGCGAACAGAGCUUCCCUUCCGAUUAUAGUUAUUAUUUCAUUAGCGACUGUUUUACGUCGAUAACAUCAUUUAUCAUCGC
Molecule: messenger RNA, 1210 nt
Organism: Neodiprion fabricii
Lineage: Eukaryota; Metazoa; Arthropoda; Insecta; Hymenoptera; Diprionidae
Gene: CAH2
Product: carbonic anhydrase 7
Exons: 6
Coding region: 220-1194 (324 amino acids)
Cellular component (GO): cytoplasm
Molecular function (GO): carbonate dehydratase activity; zinc ion binding
Source: RefSeq, a predicted model, not a curated record